Gastrolobium bilobum is the source of this 1595-nucleotide messenger RNA. RefSeq names its product allene oxide synthase 3-like. Gene Ontology annotation, biological process: sterol metabolic process. The record is from RefSeq and is a predicted model, not a curated record. Bases 1 to 1416 code for a protein of 471 amino acids. Gene Ontology annotation, molecular function: heme binding; iron ion binding; monooxygenase activity. Lineage: Eukaryota; Viridiplantae; Streptophyta; Magnoliopsida; Fabales; Fabaceae. The transcript has a single exon.
AUGGCUUCUUCAGAGAGUUCAACACUGAAACCAAUCCCCGGAAGCUAUGGCCUUCCAUUUUUCGGACCCAUGAGUGAUAGACACGAUUACUUCUACAACCAAGGACGUGACGAGUUCUUCGCCACCCGAGUCCAAAAAUACAACUCAACCGUUAUCAGAACCAACAUGCCACCUGGUCCCUUCAUUUCUUCAGACCCUAAAGUCAUCGCUCUUCUCGACGGUGUCUCUUUCCCAAUCCUCUUCGACAACUCCAAGGUCGAUAAGCGCGACGUCCUCGACGGAACCUUCAUGCCUUCCACCGCCUUCACCGGCGGUUACCGUACCUGUGCUUUCCAAGACACCACCGAGCCUUCCCACGCGCUCCUUAAGCGUUUCUUUAUCCACAUACUCUCCUCCAAACACGACACCUUCGUUCCACUCUUCCGUAACACCUUAUCGGAGCACUUCGCCGACCUCGAAGAGAAACUCGCCGGAAAAUCCUGCAGCUUCAACUCCUCCAACGGCACCGCCACCUUCAACUUCCUCUUCCGCCUCCUCACCGACAAGGAUCCGGCCGAAACCAAGAUCGGCUCCGACGGCCCCAAGCUCGUCGAGACCUGGCUCGCCGCUCAGCUCGCUCCGCUCGCCACCGCCGGCUUGCCGAAGAUAUUCAACUACUUGGAAGAUUUCGCGAUCAGAACGGUCCCGUUCCCGUCGUGGACCGUUAAGUCAGGCUACAAGAAGCUCUGUGAAGGUUUCUCGGCGGCGGGUGCGGCGGUGCUCGACGAAGCAGAAAAAAUGGGGAUCAAGAGGGACGAAGCUUGCCAUAACCUGGUUUUCAUGUUAGGGUUCAACGCUUACGGUGGGUUGACCAACCAGUUCGCUAUUCUGAUCAAAUGGCUCGGGUUGGGUGGUGAGGGUUUACACAAGCAACUCGCUGAUGAAAUCAGGACCGUUGUUAGGGACGAAGGUGGAGUCACUAUCGGAGCGUUGGAUAAGAUGACUUUGACCAAAUCAGUGGUGUACGAAGCGCUUAGGAUAGAGCCUGCUGUACCCUAUCAGUACGCCAAGGCGAGGGAGGAUCUGGUGGUGCAUAGUCACGAUGCGGCUUAUGAGAUCAAGAAAGGUGAGAUGAUCUUUGGAUAUCAACCGUUCGCUACAAAGGAUCCGAAGAUUUUCGAGAAUCCCGAAGAGUUUGUGGGCCAUAGGUUUGUGGGUGAUGGAGAAAAGCUGUUGAAACACGUGUUCUGGUCCAAUGGACGCGAGACGGAGGAGCCCACACCCGAUAAUAAACAAUGUCCCGCCAAGAAUCUGGUGGUGCUCUUGUGCAGGUUGUUCUUGGUGGAAUUCUUCUUGCGCUACGACACGUUUACGUUCGAGUUUAAACCAGUUGUUCUGGGUCCCAACGUUACCAUCAAGUCUUUCACUAAGGUCUAAGGCCUCAACCUUUUGAUCAUCAUCGAGACCCACCCUACCUAAAAGUUCUCUCGUCCUACGUUAAAUAUCACUUUUUAUAUUUACUUAAUUACAUUAUUGUAAUUUCUUUUCUUUUUGUGUUUACUAAAAAAGAACCUUGGGGUGGGAUGUGCAUUAAAGAUAGGACAGAAGGACUGAGG